Hyla sarda is the source of this 1729-nucleotide messenger RNA. It is a transcript of the gene OMD, whose product is annotated as osteomodulin. The record is from RefSeq and is a predicted model, not a curated record. The transcript is spliced from 3 exons. The coding region runs from base 151 to 1410 and encodes 419 amino acids. Gene Ontology annotation, molecular function: protein binding. Lineage: Eukaryota; Metazoa; Chordata; Amphibia; Anura; Hylidae.
CAGUUAAGGCAAAUCUCUGAAUCUAGACAGAGCUGGAUUUUUAGCAGCAUCCGGUGGUACAUACUGAGAGGCUAUACGCUCACAAGUCUUGCUUCCCAUUCAGAGAGAACAACGUGCACCCUUUAUCAGGUUACAAUAUUUCCGGUUACCAUGGAUGUUUUCAUUCGCCUUAUGGCUCUAGCUCUAGCACUGAUAUGUGCACCACAAGGACUAUGCCAAUAUGAAGCUUAUGACUACGACACAGAUUAUGAACCUGAUCCUUAUCAGCCACUCAUUCCUUUCCAUCACGUCAUAGAUUAUAAUGUUCCUAAUGUACAUCACGGAACAGACUGCGCAAGAGAAUGCUAUUGCCCACCGUCAUCGAUAGCCACCAUGUAUUGUGAUAAUAGGAAGCUCAAGGCUAUUCCUCAAAUCCCAUCUCGCAUUCAACAGCUCUACCUACAGCGCAAUGACAUUGAAUCUGUGACUAUAAAGUCUUUCAUUAAUGCCACUUCUCUGAGGGAAAUUGACCUUAGCCACAACAAACUGAAAUCAAACAAAAUUGAUGCCGGCGUGUUUGCCACCUCUCGUCAUCUACAUCAAAUAUACCUUAACAAUAAUGACUUAGAGGAGAUUCCUUCACCUAUCUCUACUUCGGUUGAAAGGAUCUUUCUGGGUCACAACAAAAUCAAUAAAGUAAGAGAACAAGAUCUUCAGGGCUUGGUAAAUGUUACCAUGCUUGACCUCUGUAACAAUCGUAUUGAUAACAUCAAAGGAAAAACACUGAGCAAAAUGACAAGGUUGAUGCAACUCAAUAUCUGUAACAACAAGCUGUAUUCAAUGCCUGCAAGCCUUCCAACAUCACUCAUGUAUCUGUCACUGGAGAACAAUUCCAUUUCCAAGAUCCCAGAUGACUAUUUUGGAAAGCUUCCAAAUCUGGUUGCUAUUCGGAUGUCCCAUAACAAAAUUGAUGAAGUUCCUUUGUAUAUGUUCAACCUUCCCAGCCUCAUGGAAUUAGACCUGGCUCAUAACAAACUUAAGCGCAUUUUCUAUGUUUCUCGAUCACUAGAGCACCUGUAUCUACAGGACAAUGAAUUUGAAACGAUAAACAUAACUCUUAUGUGUCCAGUAAUGGACCAAUCACAUCGACUAACCUACCUGCGUGUGGAUGGGAAUCGACUGAAAGGACCUAUUAGCACAUUAGCCUUCCUAUGCUUUCCUCACAUACAAAGUAUUUAUUAUGGUGAACAGAAGCGUAGCGCCGGUGACGGUCAGGUACACCUAAUCCCUCCAUACCCACUACCAGAGGACGCAAGGUAUGAUGAUGAUGAUGAUGAUGAUGAUUUUCCACAGUACCAUAGAGAGGAGCAUGGACCGAUAGUGGAAGAUGUAGAAGAUGAAGAUGAAAAUGACUUUCAUGAGUACUACUAAAUAGUUUAAAUGGUUUGGAUUCUGACUGGUCCACACAUUUCAUAUAAAAGUUAUUAUUUCCUAAUGAUUUAAUGUGUUAACAAGCUGUAAUUUCAACUUUUGUUUUGUGUAAGAAAAAUAGCUGCUUUAAAUUUUUUAUAGUUUCAGGAGCUAAGUGCUCAUGUAUUUACAUUUAUUACAAAGUAGGAAAAACUGUUAUUUGAAUACAACAACCUGCUUGGCAAACAAGGGCAAAAAGUUAUUUUAUAGGUAUGGAAACAAAAUUGUUAGCAAGAGUAACAAAAUCACUACCUUAAUUUUCAUAUAUUAAAGGGGUACU